Molecule: messenger RNA, 1001 nt
Organism: Olea europaea var. sylvestris
Lineage: Eukaryota; Viridiplantae; Streptophyta; Magnoliopsida; Lamiales; Oleaceae
Product: bet1-like SNARE 1-1
Exons: 6
Coding region: 411-716 (101 amino acids)
Source: RefSeq, a predicted model, not a curated record
GGACCGCAAUGCUAGAGUUGCUCUGUUUGACGGUAUAGAGGAAGGUGGUAUAAGGGCUUCAUCUUCUUAUUCCUCUCAUGAAAUCGAUGAGCAAGAGAAUGAUAGGGACGUUGAUGGAUUGCAAGAUCGAGUGAAUAUGCUGAAAAGAUUUUGUUGGAGGAUAAAGAGAGAAAGUUGAAUGGAUUCCCGUAACUGGUGGUUGAGGUUUCGUGUCAGAUUAUACAAGUAUUUGUUCAUGAGGAAAGUUUAAAAAACAGAAGAUGAGUUGGGUUUUUUCAUAGGUUGAUGGAGAAUGCCUACUAAAGUCUCUUCCAAAUAUCUGUAUUUACCCUCAAAUAUAAGCAAAUUUACUCAACUUGGAUGAGAGUGAAUGACAGCUUUGCUGUAAUGUGUGGAAGUUCAUUUGUUUGAUGGGCUUAUGUGUGUCCUCUUGUAACAUCCCAAGAAUGCAUUUUGAUGGCUGUCAGGUGAUAUACAUGAGGAGGUUGAGACCCAUAACCGAAUGCUGGACCGAAUGGGCAAUGACAUGGAUAGUUCAAGAGGAGUUCUAUCCGGGACCAUGGAUAAAUUUAAGAUGGUGUUCGAAACCAAAUCAAGCCGCAGGAUGUUUACACUCGUGGCAUCUUUUGUUGUCAUUUUCAUUGUCGUAUACUACCUUAUUAGCAAGUAAAAGAAAAUGGAAGAAGGAAAAAGAAGUAUCUGCACUGCAGCUGUAAUUUGGUGAAGCUUAAGAAUGGAUGGAUUUGUUCCAAGCAGCAGUUUCUACUGAAUCUGUUAUUAGUGUUUUUUGUGGUAAUAGCUUUGGUAGAGUCGUUGAAACAUUUCAGUGCUAAAGGUCCAGAACCUCUCUGAUGCUUCAUGCUCGUGUGUUUGUAUAUGUGUGCGCACGUGUUUAUAGAUUCCGUAUUGUCUUUUGGAACAGACGAAAAUCUGUGUAAUGGUACAUAUUAAGUGCAUAAUCUGAAAUGCUGGCACUAAAGUGCCCCUUUUCUAGAUAAAAA